Cyprinus carpio (common carp) is the source of this 4071-nucleotide messenger RNA. RefSeq lists its product as uncharacterized. The coding region runs from base 2639 to 3628 and encodes 329 amino acids. Gene Ontology annotation, biological process: T cell costimulation; immune response; cell surface receptor signaling pathway. The transcript has 9 exons. Gene Ontology annotation, cellular component: external side of plasma membrane. The record is from RefSeq and is a predicted model, not a curated record. NCBI's taxonomy places the organism in Eukaryota, Metazoa, Chordata, Actinopteri, Cypriniformes, Cyprinidae.
AUCAGAUUGUGGGUGGAUGUGUGGACAGGAAGUUCAUUACUCAGAAUGUGUGUAUUUGCUUGCCGAAGUGUCACACACUAAGCACAGCUCAUAGAAGUGUUCAGUCGACAUGUUUUUAAAAUGGAUUACAAACUGCCUUUUAUUUUUUACUUUAACUUUUCUCCCAAAUACAGAUGCGGAGAAUGAUUUCAGAGCAGUUGAAGGACAAAUUGUCAGUCUGCCCUGCCACUCACUCUCUGAUGACAGUGUACAAGUUUCUGUAGAGUGGACAAAACAUAGUGCAAGCGGCACAACUAUUUGUAAAUGGUAUAUUAAUAACAUUACUGGAUCUAUCACUGGAGAAUGCAUUCCUCGUUUCAAAUUCAACAACAAGUCUUUUACACUAAGUAUAGAAAAUGUUCAGCUCAGUGACUCUGGUAAUUACAGCUGUAAAACAACAAUAUUAAUUCCACCACCAUCACAAGGCGAUACCACAAAUGUGACACUCCAAGUUGAAGCUCGUCCACGUCUGCAGAAACUGGACAGCAGUAAUGGCACCUGUAUCCAUCUGCUCUGCUCUAUGGAGGAUCUGACCACUGAGUUGGUGAACUUCACCUGGAGCCGAGAGGGUCAUGGGUCACUUCAUCCAUUCACAUCUAAUGCCAUGAAGAGCGAGCUGCGUCUGUGUAAACCUGACUGGAGUGACGGAGACACAAUCACCUGUUACGCCAAUUACUCAAGCACACAAACCCAAAGAAGUAUACAUCUCACUUCACAGAAAGAAUCUGUCAAAGAAUUCGAAAAUAACUUUCCAGUUGUUUGCAUGGCCAUUUUCAGCUUCUUCAUCAUCUGCAUUGUUUUCAUCUGGAUACUGUUCUGCACGUCCAUACAUAAGACCUCCAACUGAUGUGCAUGUGAUUUGUUUAGAAUCUCUAGUCCAGUUUCAAUUUGAUUUGAAUGUGAACUAAAUUUAGUGACUUGUGUCAUCCUGCAGAGUCUGACCUGCUGUCCUGGACCAUCAGCAUGAGAGCUUUAGAAGAGUAAACACGUUUAAAAAAUGAUGCUUUGGAAUAUGCUUUCUUAGAAAUGUUUUUUUGUUGUUGUUGUUGUUGUUGUUGUUUUGUUUGUUUCCCAGAACUUGAAUGCAAGCAGAUUUUCCUUGACUGUGCUGUUAAAAUCAAAAUAUUUCUGUUUUAUGUACGCAGUAUUACUAAAUAAGUAUCUAAUAUACAAAGAAUGUUCUUGUCCAACAAAUGCAUAAAUCCAAGCUUUUUAAUUAAAAUGAAAGCUGAAGGUGUCAUAUGACUUUGUGAUCUAAAUAUGGUGUCCUGCCUCAUUUAAAGGGAGAAUUCCCAAAAACGAAACUUAUAAUUUCCUCACCAUGGCAGUGUUGCAAAUCUGUAAGACUUACUUUCUUUGUAAAACAUUAAAGAACAUAUUUUGAGAAAUUUGAAUUAUCUAUAUAAUAAAAGUCAACAAUCACCAAAACAAUCCUUCAAAAUAUGUUAUGCUCCACAGAAGAGAGAGAGAGAGAGAGAGAGAGAGAGAGAGAGAGAGAGAGAGGGAAGAUACAUAUUUAGAAUGACAUGAAUAUAAGUGAUGACAUAAUUUUCAUUUUUGUGUGAUCUAUCCUUUUAACAGGCCCAUUAAUCACCCUCAGGAGAUCCUUUUUUUUUAAAGUUACCUUAAUGAAAAAACCUUAAUAAUCACAUUAUAUGAUUACUGUAGAUAAUAACACUUUAGUGCUGCAAAUCCAUUACUAUUUUGACAAAAUAUGUUGUUUUAAUUGUCGUUUUACAGAACAGAAGAGUUUUUGCAUCGAGUGUUUGGGAGCAUCAUUUUUUUUAAAUGAUAUAUUAAUUUUUCAGACUACAGAAGAGUUUGUUUAUUGAGAUUUUUAUCAUAUAUCCAUUUAAAUCUCAGCAUCUUUUGCUUUACUCAGUCGUAUCCUUCAGUACAGCAGCAUGAACACAGAACUCUGUCUCAAAGGUCACAGAGAACCUGAAAAUAAGGUACAUUUUAACCUUUCAGUUCUGCAAAGCAAAGGUUUGAAAUCCAUCACUAUAAGACACACAACAGACCACAGAAUACACUGACAGUAUUAGCUGAGGUUUUCAAAAGUAUAUAACUGAAUGUAGUGGUAAUUAUCACAGUGAUAACAAAGUUUUAUCUUAGAUUAUGACAUUUAUAAACGUUAUCAAAAUGUGAAAUCUGUUUUGGUUUUCUCUAUACGACAAAAACACAUGGUGAUCACUGGCUGUCAAGUUGAGUUCACUUUGCUUGGUUCAUUACAACCCUGGUUCCCUUGCAUACUAAACUAAAAUUUCACUACUAGACUAUUCCUGGUGCCCACUCAAAACAUCAAGACCAUGACGCAUCUGUCUGUUCUAGUAGGAGGAUUGUGAAAUUCUGUGGUCUCCCUUUCAAGAAAGCUUUUAGGUGGAAAGCAGAACCUCUGAAAAACAGUCUCCGUGUUCUUAUAUCCCUCCAUGUUUCAAAAUAAAAUGCAUUUUUAAAAAUGUUACCCUUACUCUUUAUUUCCAUUUCUUCUAUGCCAUCAAAUAUACAGCAACAAAGAAAAUGAGUUGUAAAGAUUUCAUUCAAGAUAAAAGAUUCUGCUCACAGAAAUAGAUCAGGUCUAUAAACACAGUCAUUCAGAAUGGAGGCGAGCAAUGAUGGUGAAGAUUGUGGGUGUGCACAUGGCCAGGAAGUUCAUCACUCAGAGUGUAUGUUCGUGUGCAGAAGUGUCACACACUCUGAGCACAUCGACAUGUUUUUAAAGUGGAUUACAAACUGUCUUUUAUUUUUAACUUUUGUUUAUCUCAUGCAUACAGAUGCAGAGAAUGAUUUCAGAACUGUUGAAGGACAAACUGUCAGUCUGCCCUGCCACUCACCCCCUAAUGACAGCGUACAAGUUUCUGUAGAGUGGACAAAACAUAGUGCAAACAGCACACCUAUUUGUAAACUGACUAUUAAUAACAUUACUGGAUCUAUCACUGGAGAAUGCAUUCCUCGUUUCAAAUUCAACAAAAAGUAUUUUACACUAAGUAUAGAAAAUGUUCAGCUCAGUGACGCUGAUAAUUACAGUUGUAAAACAACAAGAAUAAUUCUACCACCAUCAUUAGACUAUACCACAAAUGUGACACUCCAAGUUGCAGCUCGUCCACAUCUGCAGAAACUGGACAGCAGUAAUGGCACCUGUAUCAAUCUGCUCUGCUCUAUGGAGGAUCUGACCACUGAGUUGGUGAACUUCACCUGGAGCCAAGAGGGUCAUGGGUCACUUCAUCCAUUCACAUCUUAUCCCAUGAAGAGCGAGCUGCGUCUGUGUAAACCUGACUGGAGUGACGGAGACACAAUCACCUGUUACGCCAAUUACUCAAGCACACAAACCCAAAGAAGUAUACAUCUCACUUCACAGAAAGAAUCUGUCAAAGAUGUCCUGCUGCUGAUCAUCUCAGUCAGUUCUGCUGCAGGCCUCAUCCUCUGCAUCAUCCUUACCGUUGUUAUUUGCAAAUGCAGAAAGCGAGACGAAAGUGGAUCUAUAGUGUUCAGCAAUAAAGUCUAUGAGAACUUCAGUUUCGCCAUGGCCCGUCAGAACACACAGUCCAAUGAUAAACCACAGACAGAAGAGUGUAUUUAUGAGAACUAACUGCUGCUGCUUAUAUAACCUUUGCUUUAAAGCCAGAUCGGCCCACUUGUUAUGAAGGCAGUAUGAUGUAGGCAAAAGUGUGUUAGUAAGUGGUUUCGCUAAGAUAUUUUAUGGUGCACUGUGAAUGUGAAGCAAAUGCUUGCUGUAUUGUUUACAAUGCCUUCACUGACUUCAAAAACUGUAAGCAGGCACUUUAAACAAUCAGUAACUGUUUUCAUUGUUUUUAAGCACUGUAGGUGCGCUAAACUAUCAUGUCUUCUAAAUUAAAUUGAAUUAAAUUAUGAUAAUGAGCAAGGAUCUCAUAUCUGUUUUUUUUUCAUACAAUGCAAAGGCAUUAUUAAAAUUUCUAUUUGCACUUUUUGUUGUAUGAAUUUUGUUUUUGGUAUGGGAAUUAUUGUACUGUAAUAUUUCAUUACUUGUAAAUAAAUAACACAUUGUAAGUA